AUGUCGGGCCAGAGUUUCAAGAGAGAAUACAUCAUCUUGGAGAGGAACUGUGGGCCAGGGAGCUUCUUCAAUAUAUACCCUCGACACAGGAAACUCAUCAGCAUCAACAAGAUCUACACAGGGAGGCGGAACCGCGAGUUCAACCUUCGUCACGAUUGGAACUCCCUCCUGAGUGACAGGCCCGACCUGCUGCUUCAGCGAGUCAGCCGGGAGCUCUACCCAGACGCAGACUCAUUCCCCCGCUACCUCUCCAUGUAUGUGAAGGAGCUGGGGCUGAAGGUCCAGUAUGGGGUGGACAUCGGGAAGAUCAGGGCCUUGGAGUCUGAAUCACCUAGAGGCAGGGGAUACAUACUGACUGACCAGCGUGGACUGGACUAUACAUGCAGAGUCCUCCUGGUGUCCACAGGACUGUGGGAUCCUCAGAAGGUCCAGUUUGAGGGCUCAGACCUGGUAGAGGGCUAUGAGUCCAUCCCUGUGGACCCAGAGGAGUAUAAGGACCAGGCCGUGCUGAUCCUGGGUAAGGGGAACUCAGCAUUUGAAACAGCUCAGAGCAUCCUGGGUCGGGCCAGCCGGAUCCAUCUCUACAGCCCGAGCCCGGUCCGCCUAGCCUGGCAGACACACUACGUCGGAGACGUCAGAGCUGUGAACAAUGAGCUGCUAGACACGUACCAGCUAAAGUCCCUUGAUGGGCUGGUGGAGGGAGGCCUUGAGGACAUUGCUAUCGUCAGAAAUGGAGAGGAUGAAAAGAAGCGCUCAGGCAGAAAGAAGAAGUGCAGAUCCAGUGGGAAGGAAAAGCGUGGCAAGUUGUUCCUUACUCUAUCUGAGCUUCUGGACAGUUUGGAUGGGAAGAACAGUUCAAAGGUCACAGCGACAAACCUGCCUGUUUACCACAAUGACAACUUCUCUCUCCGCCAGCCAUAUGAUCGUGUGAUCCGCUGCCUGGGGUUCCGGUUCAACUUCAGCAUCUUUGAUGGCUCGGCCCGCCCACCAAGCAGUGAGGGUGCCAGGGGGCAGUUGCCAGGGGUGACAGCCUGGUACGAGGGGCGGGGAACCCCAGACCUUUUUGUUCUGGGGACGGCAGCCCACUCAAGAGACUAUCGCUCUUCUGCAGGGGGGUUCAUCCAUGGCUUCCGAUACACAGUGCGUGCUGUACAUAGAGUCCUUGGGCUGCGUUACCAUAGCAACCCCUGGCCAGCAAUCAAACUGUCAAGCAGUCAGCUGCAGUCCUGGCUGUUGAGGAGGGUCAAUGAGGCCUCCGGACCAUACCAAAUGUUUGGACUUGGAGACAUCAUUUUACUGAGAGGCUCUCACUGUGAGUACCUGGAGGAGUUUCCCCUCCAGGCCCUGCCCCAGUUCUCUUCUCUGUCUGGCCACCAGCUCUCCAAGCACGGGCUGCUGGUUCUGGUUCUACAGUACGGGCUGAACCGCACAGACUCACUGGGCCCUGGCAGGGCAGAGUCAGAGUGGACACGUGCUUGGAGGUCCAACUUCCUCCACCCUGUUCUAUACUACUACGACAAACUUCCCACUGAGGGACAUGAGACACCGUCCUGUUGGCUGGCCACUGCCACGGCCCAAGGCAGUGCAUCACAUGAUCGAGGACUUCUUGACUGAGUGGGAUGGGCCCAUCUCCCACAGCCAGCCACUGCGGCGCUUCCUGGAACACUGUCUCCACACUGACCUCAGGGCCUUCUAUGCAGAGUCAUGUUUCCGCUUAUCUCUUACCAAUCGAAAGCCACCCCUGUUUUGUCGUCAGGGAUACCUGAGGAAGCAUGGGAUUGUUAGGAAUAGUCAGCUGUGGCAGCAUGCCCAUGAAGCUGGGCUAAUGCCUGGAGGACAGGACUCUGCAUCCACAGACACAGACCCAGCGUUCCCUGAUUACCUUACACGAGCUGGAGCCUCAGUGUCCUCUGCAAUAAACCUUGACUUCUGAUUGUUUACCCAAGGAUCCCAAAACUAAGCCUACGACAGUUUUGAUGUCCCAAGACAUUCUCUACCUCCCAUUAUAAUGUCCAUGAAUAUAUACAGAGUCUACAAAACAUUAAGAACACCUUCCUUAUAUUGAGUUCCACUCCCUCUUUUGCCCUCAGGACAGCCUCAAUUUGUCGGGGCAUGGACUAUAAGGUGUCGAAAGCGUUCCACAGGGAUGCUGGCCCAUGUUGACUCCAAUGCUUCCCACAGUUGUGUCAAGUUGGCUAGAUAUCCUUUGGGUGGUGGACCAUUCUUGAUACACACGGGAAACUGUUGAGCGUGAAAAACCCAGCAGUGUUGCAGUUAUUGACACAAACCGGUGCGCCUGGCACGUACUACCAUACUCUGUUCAAAGGCACUUAGAUAUUUUGUCUUGCCCAUUCAGCCUCUGAAUGGUACACAUACACCAUCCAUGUCUCAAUGCUUAAAAAUCCUUCUUUAACCUGUCUCCUCCCCUUCAUCUACACUGAUUAAAGUGGGUUUAACAAGUUACACCAAUAAGUGUGUCAUGGAAAGAGCAGGUGUUCUUAAUGUUUUGUACACUCAGUUUGUAUAUACAGUACCAGUCAAAAGUUUGGACCACCUACUCAUUCCAGGGUUAUUAUUAAUUUUUACUAUUGUCUAAAUUGUACGAUAAUAGGGAAGACAUCAAAACUAUGAAAUAACACAUAGAAUCAUGUAGUAACCCAAAAAUUGUUAAACAAAUCAAAAUAUAUUUUAUAUUUCAGAAUCUUCAAAGUAGCCACCCUUUGCCUUGAUGACAGCUUUGCCACUCUUGGCAUUCUCUCAACCAGCUUCAUGAGAUAGUUACCUGGAAUGCAUUUCAAAAAGUUAAUUUGUGGAAUUUCUUUGCUUAAUAGGGUUGGUAUAGAAAUAGCCCUAUUUGGCAAAAGACCACAUCCAUAUUAUGGCAAGAACAGGUCAAAUAAGCAAAUGACAGUCCAUCAUUACUUUAAGACAUGAAGGUCAGUCAAUAUGGAACAUAUCAAGAACUCUGAAAGUUUCUUGAAGUGCAGUCGCAAAAACCAAGAGCUAUGAUGAAACUGACUCUCAUGAGGACCACCACAUGGAAGGAAGACCCAGAGUUACCUCUGAACUCUGCUGCAGAGGAUAAGUUAAUUCGAUUUACCAUCCUCAGAAAUCGGCAAUUAACUGCACUUCAGAUUGCAGUCCAACUAAAUGCUUCACAGAGUUCAAGUAACAGACACAUCUCAAAAUCAACUGUUCAGAGGAGACUGUGUGAAUCAGGCCAUUGUCGAAUUGCUGCAAAGAAACCACAACUAAAGAACACCAAUAGGAAGAGGAGACUUGCUUGGACCAAGAAACACGAGCAAUGGAUGUUAGACUGGUGGAAAUCUGUCCUUUGGUCUGAUGAGUCCAAAUUGGAGAUUUUUAGUUCCAACUGCCGUGUCUUUGUGAGACGCAGAGUAGGUGAAUGGAUGAUCUCUGCAUGUGUGUUUCCCACCAUGAAGCAUGGAGGAGGAGGUAUGAUGGUGUGGGCGUGCUUUGCUGGUGACACUGUCAGUGAUUUAUUUUGAAUUCAAGGCACACGUAACCAGCAUGGCUACCACAGCAUUCUGCAGCAAUACACCAUCCCAUCUGGUUUGCACUUGGUGGCACUAUCAUUUGUUUUUCAACAGGACGAUAACCAAAAACACACCUCCAGGCUGUGUAAGGGCUAUUUGACCUAGAAGGAGAGUGAUGGAGUGCUGCAUAAGAUGACCUGGCCUCCACAAUCAGCCGACCUCAACCCAAUUGAGAUGGUUUGGGAUGAGUUAGACCGGAGAGUGAAGGAAAAGCAGCCAACUAGUAAUCAGAAUAUGUGUUAACUCCUUAAAAACUGUUGGAAAAGCAUUCCAGGUGACUACCUCAUGAAGCUGGUUGAGAGAAUGCCCAGAGUGUGCAAAGCUGUCAUCAAGGCAAAGGGUGGCUACUUUGAAGAAUCUAAAAUCUAAAAUAUGUUUUUAUAUUUGUAACACUUUUGGUUACUACAUGACUCCGUAUGUGUUAUUUCAUAGUCUUGAUGUGUUCACUAUUAUUGUACAAUGUAGAAAAUAGUAAAAAUAAAGAAAAACCCUUGAAUGAGUAGGUGUGUUCAAACUUUGACUGUAUAUUCCAAAUACAUUGGUUGAACAACCAUCCUGAUUCCUCUUGAGAGUUGACAGCUUAUCCCAUUUUAUUCCUUAAAUCAUAUUUAUAUAUUACACUAAAUUGUGGCAUGUUUUAUAUGAUGGAACUUUAGAUUUGAAUGUGUGUACAAACAGUAUGGGUGAUGUUGGGUUUUAAUUGCAUUGUGAUCUAUGAAUUAUGCAUUAUUUAUUUUUUUAUACUAUUUGUGUAGGCCUACUACUGUUAUUUAUCUGCUUAGGGUAGCCUAGUGGUUAGAGCAUUGGACUAGUAAAAGGUUGCAAGUUCAAAUCCCCGAGCUGACAAGGUACAAAAUCUGUCAUUCUGCCCUUGAACAGGCAGUUAACCCACUGUUCCUAGGCCGUAAUUGAAAAUAAGAAUGUGUUCUUAACUGACUUGCCUAGUAAAAUAAAGGUCAAAUGAAAAAAAAAAAAUAUGUUGCAACAGAUGUAAGACAUUAAAGAGAGAGAACAUAAUGCUCAGAUGUUUCCAUGUUUUUGUAGUAUUAUACAGUGUACAUGGUUAUGGGCAAAUAAUAUUUCUUGAAUUUCUUCACUCUAAAUUGUAUCUGGUUUCAAGAUUUAUUGAGUGCAACAGCAUCCAUGAUUUUAUUCAUAAUAUCAAAUUUGAUUAAAGAUUCAAUGGUCCUUGCUAUCCGGGACACCCCCAUUGAAGUUGAAACGCAUAAAGAUUAGGGUAAGGGUUAACAUUAUGGUCCGGAGGAGCUCAUAUAGAACUAACCAGAUAUUGAAUACUGAAGCACACAUCUCGCCUGUCCUGCUUGCUCAUUUGCGUAUUUUGCACGGGGGUGGGUGCUUUGUUUCGAGAGAACGAACAACGUAGGCUCUGAUUGGUAAUAGUCAUUGUCAACGUU
Oncorhynchus keta (chum salmon) is the source of this 4972-nucleotide messenger RNA. Its product is annotated as FAD-dependent oxidoreductase domain-containing protein 2-like. Lineage: Eukaryota; Metazoa; Chordata; Actinopteri; Salmoniformes; Salmonidae. The record is from RefSeq and is a predicted model, not a curated record. Gene Ontology annotation, molecular function: monooxygenase activity; flavin adenine dinucleotide binding.